Alternaria atra is the source of this 2784-nucleotide messenger RNA. RefSeq lists its product as uncharacterized. Gene Ontology annotation, cellular component: peroxisomal matrix. The transcript has 2 exons. Lineage: Eukaryota; Fungi; Ascomycota; Dothideomycetes; Pleosporales; Pleosporaceae. Bases 1 to 2784 code for a protein of 927 amino acids. The record is from RefSeq and is a predicted model, not a curated record. Gene Ontology annotation, molecular function: ATP binding; ATP hydrolysis activity; serine-type endopeptidase activity. Gene Ontology annotation, biological process: protein quality control for misfolded or incompletely synthesized proteins; protein targeting to peroxisome; protein catabolic process.
AUGGGAAAAGGAUCCUCCAAGACCAGCACCAAGGUGCUACCACUCAUUCCGCUCGCGUCGCCGCUCGCCCUCCUCCCCGGCACAACACUCAAGAUCCCCAUCACCAACCGCUCCGAUGUCGCCGCCAUCCUCGCGAAGAUAUACAGCAUUAGUCCUACAGCGAAGCCCGAUGCGGCCAUUACAGUAGCUUGUGUGCCGCUGAAUUCCAACACGCUCGGCCCGGAUGGGCAGUUGUUGAUUGAGGAUGGACAUCAGGGGGAGAAGACGGUGUAUGAGAGCGAUCCCAUGCAGGCGACUAAGAAAGACAUCUUUGCAUAUGCUUGUGUCGCCAAGGUCAGCGGUGUGCAAGGAAGACGGCAGGGCGACCUGAGUCUGGUCGUCGAGGGUCUGGAGAGAGUGCAGGUUGUUGAUGUUGUGCAGGAGAGGCCAUACUUUGAGGGAGAGCUGAUGGCCGUCGAGGAGUACAUCGACAUUGCGAGUGCAGAUCUUUUGAACCAGUUCAACCUCCUCAAGCAGCUGUCGCGCGAACUGCUCGCCCUUGUCCGCCUGUCGGCCAUUCUACCGCGCACUCCACAAGUCACACUCUCCCCUAUCGUCGCUCGGAGGCUUGAAGUGUACAUCACCCGCAAAGACUUGUCAGAGGCUGGCGCAUUGGCCGACUUCAUGGCGAACGUGGUAGAAAGCACACACGAGGAAACACUGCGCGUACUGGCAGCUGUAGAUGUCAAGGAGAGGGUUGAUCGCGUCAUCGAGAUCCUUCAACGUCAAAUCAGCAGCAUCCAGGGCAAUACACGCAUGACAGUCACUACAACGCAAACACAGGGCGGCAGCUUGGACAUGGAGACACUGCGACGGUUACAGCAAGAAGCCUUGACAAGAAGGGGCAAGAUGGGCGGCGGCCUGCCUGCUGGUUUCCCUGCCGGCUUCCCUGGUGGCGGGCAACAGCAGGCGGGCGAAGAAGAACCGAAUGAAAUCGACGAGUUGAAGAAAAGGCUACAAGACGUCAAGCUGUCUCCGGACGCCGACAAGGUAGCUCAACGUGAGCUAUCGAGAUUGCAGAAGAUGAACCCAGCACAAGCAGAAUACCAGGUCUGCAGGAACUACCUCGAGAACCUCGCCGAAAUACCAUGGACGAAGAUGACUGUCGACCAGCUCGACGCGCAAACACUGGUCAAGGCGAAGAAGCAGCUCGACGAUGAUCAUUAUGGUCUUGAGAAGAUCAAGAAGAGACUACUCGAGUACCUCGCAGUGCUCAAGCUCAAGGAACAAGCGAACAGGACCAUCGACGAUCAGAUUCGCGCGCUCGCCGAGACACCCGAAGGAGAGGACGAGGCCAAGGAACAAGAGCCUGAGGACAAGGUUGCAAAGGAGCCUUCAGAAGCAGAGCAGCGACUGUUGGAGAAGAAGCGCAUGGUCGACAAGUCCCCAAUCCUACUGCUUGUUGGACCACCGGGAACGGGAAAGACUUCACUGGCCAAGUCAGUUGCUACUGCGCUUGGUCGCAAGUUCCACCGCAUCUCACUUGGCGGUGUGCGUGACGAGGCAGAGAUUCGUGGUCACCGUAGGACUUAUGUCGCUGCUAUGCCUGGUCUUAUCGUCAAUGGAUUGAAAAAGGUCGGAGUCGCCAACCCAGUCUUCUUGCUCGAUGAAAUUGACAAGCUGGGCAUGUCGAACCACAAUGGCGACCCCGGCGCAGCCAUGCUUGAGGUCCUUGAUCCAGAGCAGAACCACACGUUCACAGACCACUACGUCAACAUCCCUAUCGACCUCUCCAAGGUCCUCUUCAUCGCCACCGCAAAUUCGCUCGACACCAUCCCGCCGCCGCUCCUCGACCGUAUGGAGACUAUCCAGCUCUCCGGUUACACCACACUUGAGAAGAGGCAUAUCGCAUCAAGACAUUUGAUCCCAAAACAGAUCACGACCAACGGUCUCCGCCACGAGAACCUCAGCAUACCCACCGACGUGCUCGACAAGAUCAUCACAUCCUACACACGCGAAUCCGGUGUCCGCAACCUCGAACGCGAGAUUGGCUCUGUUUGCCGCUCCAAAGCCGUUGAAUACGCCACGGCAAAAGACACAAACACACUGGCGGCAUACUCUCCCGUUGUCACCCUGGAGGAUCUAGACAGUACGCUCGGCAUCGAGAAGUUUACCGAAGAGCUCACCGAACAAUCAUCUCGCCCUGGUGUUAUAACAGGCUUAGUCGCGUAUAGCACCGGUGGCCAGGGCUCCAUCCUCUUCAUCGAGAUUGCGGACAUGCCAGGUUCAGGCCGUGUCCAGCUAACCGGCAAAUUGGGCGACGUCCUCAAAGAGAGUGUAGAGGUAGCUCUCACAUGGGUCAAAGCCCAUGCUUUUGAUCUCGGUCUCAGUGCAAGCCACGAUGAAGAUAUCAUGAAGAGUCGUAGCAUUCACGUCCACUGCCCCUCUGGCGCUAUCCCCAAAGACGGUCCUAGUGCUGGUCUCGCUCACACCAUCGGACUCAUUUCCCUCUUCUCUAACCAACCCGUCCCGCCUACGCUGGCUAUGACGGGUGAGAUCUCUCUUCGCGGACGAGUGCUGCCAGUUGGUGGUAUCAAAGAGAAGUUGAUCGGCGCGCUGAGAGCAGGCGUCGAGAGAGUACUCUUACCCGAGGGUAACAGGAAGGAUGCUAGGGACCUGCCCUUGGAGGUUACGCAGGGGCUCAAGAUUGAGUUCGUCGGCCACAUCUGGGAGGCAUUGGGCAAGGUCUGGCCUGAGAGGUGGGAGGGUGAAGACGGUAGGAGGGGCUGGGAGAGCAGAUUAUAG